Messenger RNA from Ooceraea biroi (clonal raider ant), 2616 nucleotides. RefSeq names its product transmembrane protein 64. Gene Ontology annotation, cellular component: endoplasmic reticulum. The record is from RefSeq and is a predicted model, not a curated record. Gene Ontology annotation, biological process: regulation of cytosolic calcium ion concentration. Lineage: Eukaryota; Metazoa; Arthropoda; Insecta; Hymenoptera; Formicidae.
ACGAAAUAGUAUUAAAGAAAUAUUGAAGUUUAUAGAAACUUAACUGGUUGCUUCUAAUUUAUCAUAAUGACAUAAUCAGUUAAUUAAUCAUUAACUGCAGUUAAGUUUUUAUAAAAACGCUUUUAUGAAAUUAAUAUUUUAAGAUUCGAAUAUCUCUGUAUAUAAAAUAAAUAACGAGGGACCAAUCACACGUAUUUAGAGGUAACUGAAUGGUCCAUAGAUCUUCAAGACAGAGACUGAUGUCGCCUUUAUAAUGCUCUUAUCCACCUAAUAUCAAUCAAAGCUUGGUACAUGCAGCGUGCGGACUACCGAGCUGUUGUAACGUGAAGGAUUUAUCUUUCUUGUUCGCUUCGGACCGUCAACUUGACGAAUAGCCAGACGCGAUGCAAAUGUGCUUUCGAUGCGUGCCCAACUUCAUUCCAUUGAUUCACAUGUAUCCGGAGCACGCAGAUGCGCGCUCUUACUUUGUCUCGUAGUUCAUGGCCGUCUGCCACGCUUUUCCCGAUUGUUUGCAAUCGUUCGUCGUUGUUUGACAACAGCGGAGUCGUCGUCACUUAAUUGAAGCCUGAGAUUAUACAUUUUUUUCAUUUCUAUCAAAGUGACGACGAUUAGUGAGAGAACUUCGUGCUCGCAAUGCGGAAUAACGGUUAAGUCACACCCGCCCGUGCGUACGUUCCUUCCGCAACGUAACGUAACGGUUUCUCCGUCUUCGUCAGUUUUAUUGCCACGUUAUGCUGCCAAGCGGUGCGUCCAGACUGCAGUUUCAUGGCUCGUGUUAUUUCUGAGAUUUAUGUCUACCACGGAUGAUUAUGCGUCGACGUGCAAAAUCGCUCGUUCCUUCAAUCAAGAGCACAUCAUCACUGUUGGGGAACGACUCGUUGAUACGCAACGGCGGAUACAGUUAGAGAACUCAAUCCAAACAUGGAUCAGAUCAUCGAUAUAGAUGAAGUCGAGACUGGGAUGCGCUCUUCCAAGAGCUCGGCGAUACCGUUUAGCUGUAUCAGCUCGAACUCGAUAUGCUACGUCGCGAUCACGAUCGCGACCCUUGCCUUCCUCGGAGCCAUAGUCUUCGUCUGCAGGGAUUAUAUCAAGGUGCUGCUCUACUGGAUCGAGCAUCAGAAUGCCUGGAUCAUCGCCGUGAUCUUCAUCGGCCUGUUCACGGUGGUGUCGUUCCCGAUCGUGAUCGGUUACCUGUUCCUCAUCGUCGCCAGUGGCUACCUGUUCGGCGUGGUGCGCGGCAUGACGAUUGUCAUAUUGUCCGCUAAUCUGGGCAUCGCGAUCGCUCAUGUUACUCUUGGACUGCUGUCCACCAGGCUGCCGAUCGGCGCCCUUCUGCAGAGCGACACGGCAAGGGCGAUCCUACGCGUCAUCUCUGGUCCACAGGCCUUCAAGAUAGUGCUGUUCGCGCGACUCACGCCGAUCCCGUUUGGUCUCCAAAACACUAUUUUUGCAGUCAGUAACAUAGGUGGAUUUCAUUACCACGCAGCUAGUGCGAUAGGUUUACUGCCCGCCCAGCUGGUAAACGUUUAUCUGGGUAGCAGUUUGAGAUCGAUGCAGGACGUGCUGGAAGAUAGGUCGACGGCAGCCACGGGCUACGUAGUCUUUUGCUUCCAGAUAUUAGUAGGAGUCUCGCUUAUGGUUUAUAUUGUACAGAAAGCGCGGAAGGAGCUUCAACUGACGUUGUUCGAAGCCGAUCUAGCGUCUAUGGCGAACUCGCCUCACUACAUUCUCGAUGGUCUGCCGGACUCGAAGAUCAUUUUAACGAAUCUCAUCGCGUAAUAUUUUUAUGAGAUUUUUGUAUACGUAUAAGCGACGAUCAGACGAUUGCUUACGAUUUUAUUAUAAGAGAUUAUUUUUAACGUUUGUUGAUAUUACUUCUUUUUUUACUCGAUAUUCUUGUUUCUUCUUACGUACUUCCAGAAAUGUAUUUCGCAAAAAACGUAUCGAUGGUGCUGCUGAAGAGUCUAGGUUUUUUUGAAAAUGAAAAUGUACGAAAUAUAUAUAUAUAAAGAUAUUUCUCGUCGAGGAUAACGCGAUAAGUCUUACCAAAGUUAACGUAAGUUUAGUAACGAACAAAGUUGAACAAGAUGCGUGAUGUUAUCCACGGAAUGCGUGUAUGUAUUAUAUAUUUUGAUAAAAGUGAUAAAGAGCAAGGGGGAGACGACAGAAUUAUGCGAAUCCGGUGUAUAAAGCUUCCUUGCAAGAGUAUACUAUAAUUUAUAUAUAUAUAUAUAUAUAUAUAUAUAUUGCUCAUAUAUAUAUACAUUUAAUGUUAAUAAUAGAGACUGAAACUUUACAUUUAUUAUACCUUCAACAUAUUACUGAUGAUUAUUGGUCUUCUCAUUUCUCUUCGUGUUCAGGAUCUGUUCUUGUUAACGCAAUAUUAAUAUUCGUGCAUUUGUCUGCCUUCUCGUCCGAUAUACUUCAUUUGUAUAUUAUAUAUUUAAUUAUGUUAUAUAUAUAUAUGGUUAUACAUAAUUGUAUAUUAAUAAUUGUAAAAGAAAGAUGUAUAUUAAUAAGAUUAUCCCUGUACGAUUCUCUCUUGCGGAGAGAAUGCUUUUUCUCGGUGAUAACAGAAGAAAAAGAAAAAAAAUAAAUUUGACAUUCUUUAACCAA